AUGGAACCCCAGCAGCAACAAGAGCAGCAAGAACUCUGCCGGCAGCAGCAGCAGCAAGAGCAGCAGCAGCAAGCCAGCAGCAGCAGCAACACAAAGCCCAGCUGCAGCAGCACAGACGCUCUCCCUGCUGCUGCAGCAAAUGAGGAAGGGGCUCGAAAGCCAACAGAGUGGUGGGUGCGCGUGCAUUUGAAGGAUUUGCUGCACCUGCUGCCUUGCUGCUGCAACCCCAGCAACCAGCAGCAGCAGCAGCAGCAGCAGCAGCAAAGAAAAGAGAGAAGUGGAGAAACAGAAGAAGAAAAGAAAAAACUAAUUAAAUGCAAAAAUGACAAACUUUGGCACUUGCGCUUCAUCGAACGAGCUGUACAGACAGCUGGAGGAGAGGCAAAAGCAAGGGAGGAAGAAAUUCUUUACCGAAUGGAAGAGCCAGAAGCAAUUUGCCUUUUUGCUCUUUUUUAUUUAUUUCCUUCGCACGCAAGGCCGCAGAGCAGGCAGCAGCAGCAGCAGCAGCAGCAGCAGCGCAGUGCAGCAGCAGCUCGCGAGGGUGCUGACGCAGACCGCGUCUUCACCAGCUUAUCUGCUGCUCCCUCUUGGGCAAAAAAAGAAAUUAAAAAUAUAAAUGAAAAUCUCAAACUUGCGCUGCCACAGCUAGCAGCUUUGAAAUACUGCCUCCGGGAGCAGCAGCAGCAGCAGCAGCAGGAAGAGAACUAG
Molecule: messenger RNA, 708 nt
Organism: Eimeria tenella
Lineage: Eukaryota; Apicomplexa; Conoidasida; Eucoccidiorida; Eimeriidae
Exons: 3
Coding region: 1-708 (235 amino acids)
Source: RefSeq, a predicted model, not a curated record